UGUCAAGUAGUGCCGUGCAAAUUCCGUCGCUUGUGUCAUCCGUGACCGUCAGCGAAGGAUCAAUCGGACCAUAUUUGUGUUAAAAUACUUGUUUUCUAAUAAUUGUACAAAAUGUCUCGGCCAGGAGAUAGACCUAAUCAAGCGCAGACGUAUAAACUAGUCGUCGUGGGCGGUGGUGGUGUUGGGAAAAGUGCUAUCACUAUACAAUUUAUCCAGAGCUACUUCGUGACUGACUACGACCCUACGAUUGAAGACAGCUACACGAAGCAAUGCGUGAUAGACGAUAUUCCCGCGAAAUUGGACAUCCUGGACACGGCGGGUCAGGAGGAGUUCUCCGCGAUGCGCGAACAGUACAUGCGCUCAGGCGAGGGCUUCCUCCUGGUGUUCUCCGUGGCCGAACACUCCAGCUUCGACGAGCUGUACAAGUUCCACAAGCAGAUCCUCCGCGUCAAGGACCGGGACGAGUUCCCCAUGCUCAUGGUGGGGAACAAAGCUGAUCUGGAGGCGCAGAGAGUGGUAUCACUAGAAGAGGCCCAAGCCCUCUCCCGCCAGCUCAAAGUGCCAUACAUCGAGUGCAGCGCCAAGGCCCGCAUGAACGUCGACCAGGCCUUCCACGAGCUCGUGCGCCUCGUCCGCCGCUUCCAGGAGGCCGAGAGAGUCCACAUCAAGGCCGAGCACGGCAAGAAGAGCAAGAAAUGCGCAAUUUUGUAACGUACGUAAGGUUUUGUGUUCAGAUGCUGUUAAGUCUUUGCUGGAAGUCAAGGUUAGAACACCAGUUUAUUGAGUAUAUUUAAAUUUGAAGUUUAUUUUUUUGUAAGUCAAUGCAGCCAAAUCCGUCUGCGGGAAAUUCCGUACACGUACAUGUUUAAAUUGAUUACAAUUUAAUUGUUUCAUUUGUGUAACGAUUAGUCAUACAUAUAGUUAGAUUUCGUUACACAAAGGAAUCAAUUAAAUUUUUACGAUAACUUUUAACUGUGUUCAAUUUCAAGAAAUGGCUCCAUUAUUUUAGCGAUGUUGAGGCUCGGUAUUAUACGAAAGAUCGGUUCGAAAUGAAAACUUAUUUACUACUAAUUAAUCGUAAUAUAAGAUUUAACACAACAAAAUUUAAAUCAAUCUAAUUGUGAAAGAAACGAUAAAAGAAAGAUCAUUAAUAUCAUUAUGAAUUUAAUUAACAGCAAAGCUAAGACUUAACAGUAAAUUAGGAAUAAAUGAGACUAGCUAGCUGUCAUGUUUGCCCUUAAAACCUUUGUUCAGGUUUAUAGAGUUACAUAUAUGACCGUGCAGUCAGUAUCAAAAAUUCUAAAGUAGCGGAUCAGAUUACGCGUGAAAAGCAUCUACCAUUCUCUCAUAACUUGACAAAAAGAGAUGUCUCUAUAGACAUAGAGCAUAUUACGAAUGCGGAAAGUAAUCGGGGGUGGCAAAUACUUUAUACGCGUUAUUUCAUACGCUACUAUUGAUGCUCACUGUACACUAUAUAUCUAGCUAAACAGAACUGUACCUCUAAUAAUCUGAACAUGUAAAACAUAUUUUUAUAUCACAAUAUUUAAUAUUUAUUUUUUGUUCCGUGAGAUUUGUUUUUUUACUCUUUACAUUUUUUUAAAGCAUAGACUAUAUAAGUCUAGGUAUUUAUUCUUAUUUUAUUUAGGUUGUUCUUAAGCUUUAUUACGGGAUAGUUAUGAUUUGUUGGUGGAUGCAUUUAUUGUUUCAAAUAUUAGGAGUAAAAAAUAAUUACAAUGCAUCAAUUACAUUUUUGUUGUUAUUUUUCCAUAUAUUAUUUUAGUGGUGCUAUAUUUCUUUUACUAGUGCCAUACUUCAAAUUUCUACUGAGAGAAAAGAACACCAAAUAUCGCUUUAAAAUUAAGGCUUUAAUUUUAACAGUUAUUUUGCUGUAUUGUUAAUGUAUACGGCCAUUUAGAUAUACCGAAUUUAAGGUUGCAUAAGGCGUAUGUUUGUCAAAAAGAUAUAGCUAUUGUGUAGCAAAAAUUUUACAUACAAAUUUCGUUACACAAUGGAACUUACUAAAUUUUAUACUGUUUGUACCUAAGCUUUUGAUAUGAUAGUGUUAUAUUUUAAUUUUCAUCUCUUAUCAAUUAAACUCAUAUAAUGGUCGUAUACAUUUAAUUAGCGCUAUAUGAAGGCGGUGCUAACAUUAUCGACUUAGCUUUUAGCAGUAUAUCUUUAUACAUUUUCGAGUCAUUUUGUCUAUGGGAUUUGAUCCCAAUUUAUCACCGAAGAAGGGUAAAAUUAGAAAAAAAAGUUAAAAAUUGUUUAUACCGACUACUGAAAUAAGCGUGGAUAUAGUAAGUAAGGUGGACCGGGCUAAAGCGACUAUGGGGCUAUUGUCUAUUUGAGUUCUUUUUUUAAACUACGUGAAUUUAUAAGAGCUCCUCAUCUUGUGACAAUAACUUGAGCUACUUGGAAGUACGCGUAAAACGUAACAGGGCGUUUCGACCAAUCGUAUUCGAGAAAUAGCAAACAAACGUAAUAAACCCAUAGUUGCAUUUACUCCUUAGUUUCAUGUCACCCUGUGCUGUCCGGCCUGGGCCAUUUAAAUAAAGAAGACUUUCAAUCACGUAUCAAGAGUCUAAGGUAUUUUUUACUUUUACGUCCCUUGAUGUAUGUAAAUAACUAUUCUCUCCCAUUAUUAAGUUGUUGUCCCAUUAUUAAGUUUAAUACUAAGAAAAUCAGUAACAAAACUAGGACGUCCCCCGAAUGUUUGUAAACCAAAUACUAAUGUUUAUGUAUUUUGUUAUUAACAGUUUUUCGGUAUUUUAAUAUUAGCUAGCUGUAGUCUUGUAAUUCGAUGUUCAACGGCUGAAACCCUGGACACUGUUUCUUUUAACUGUCUGAUCUGAAUAAUUGAAUUAUUUUGAAAAUCCAGAAAAUAUUUAAAUAUUAGUGAGAACUUGAAAUGUGUUUGACGCGAACGACACAAAUUAUAUUUGCUUAAAAAAUAUAAACGUGAUUUAGGGCAUUCCAUGAGAGUGUCGCUUACAUAACACCAUUAUUAUAAUACUUCUGAAAAUGCAGAGAAAACGGUAUUGGGUGUUGUAAUAUUUUAUGACUUGGCUAGUAAAUUGGCAGUAUAUUUUCGAGCUUUACGGAUUUCAUUGAUAUAGCUGCCAUACAAAGCAACAGCUUUACAUAUACGUAUUUCUCGCGGAACGCCCUACUUGUGUUUAUUUAUUUUAAAAUAAUUUAAUGACGGGAAUAUAUUUAAAAGAUCAGUGUCAGUUUUGAGCCAGCAUAACAAUAAUUACAUAAUAGGAUGCACAUUUUGUAGUUGUUUUGUAAAGAGAUAUACAAUAAAUAUAUUUUUGUAACGUUGUAUUUAUUGGUUCGGGCUUUUGCUGUGCGGUUUGUGGUGCACAAAUUUUGAUACGGUUUUACAAUCAUUUUAACGUUUGUAGUAGUUUUUACAGUAACUUGAAUAUUUUAACUACAAGCUUGUAUAUAUAUGUAUGUGUAAACAAUGUUAGGGAAUUAUAUGAUUGAUGUGAAAGGUCCCAAAAUAUUUAUUCUAAUACUUACGGUAACGGUAAAUUGAGGAAAUAAGAAACCUAGUAACGGAGUCCUUUCGUCGAUAAUUUAUCCGACUCCAUUAUGUAACGCAAAUUAAUCGUAUUGUUAAUAUAUAUUUCGUUACGCAAUGGAAUCAUUAUUAGGCGAAUUGAAGCCUAUUAGAUAAUAUUACUUGUUUUGAAUUUGACCAUACAUAAUUAGACUGCAGAAUUAAAUUACCUAUUUAACCAAAUUGUGUGUCUAAACAUGUCUAAUCUGUUUGAUGAUAUCGUAGUAAAUAGGUGAGCUAACACACUGCCAAUGGUGCCGAAGUGCAUAGUUUCUCUACAAUAGAUAUGACUUCUACAAUAGUUUAACAAAUAUAAUUUUAUACUAACUAUACCUAUAGUGUAACAGUCUAAUUUUUGAAAUAGCAUUUUUUGGAAGUAAAAAUAAAUUCCUAAAAAUCAUUUAAUUACAAACACAUUUCGUUUGGCACGUUUUAAUGUAAUGGAUUUUUAAUAAUUUUACCUAAAGUUAGCAGGCCCUAACACACUUGGCAUCCGGGUUUUGUUUGUGAGUAUUUUUUUAUUUUUAUUGCAAUGAAUAGUGUCACAAUUCAAAAUUCAUAUAAGAUCUGAAUUUGAUUAUAGUAUUUUUCACAUAACUUGGUAAAGUGACAUAUGUCACCAUAGCCAAGCUAUGAGACAAAAUAUUAUUAUUAAUUAUAUUUCAUCGAUAGGGCGUUUUUAAAUCGCAUGGAGUGACAGUGGCACUAUUUGAGUGCGAUAUUUUCUUUGUUAUAUUUAUUAAUACCUAUCAAUAAUGCCUCUUAUUAAACCAGUAUUGUUUUUGUUGUGAUUUACUUACUCAAUACUAUUACGUUUACUUAAGUACAAGACACGUUAGUGUCAGUCCAAAUGCAAUUCUGAAUCAUUCGCAUUACGCAUAAUACUUGUUAGUGUGUUUCUUAUCUAUUGUUAUUAUGAGAAUUGUCAAUAAGUAAACAAAAUAAUUUAAAUUGUUUAUGAAAGGUGGAUUCACUGCAAUUUGACAAACGAAAUACUUCGUUGAUGCCAUUAUUUGACAGUUAUGUCUAUGUAUGUACAUACACAUGUGUGUGAUUAAUUUUCGUAACAAUGGAAUCAUUUAAUUGUGGGCGAAUUUAGGCUAUUCUAUUUUACUUAGUUAUUAAAAAAACAUCGAAGUUCAGCCUUAUGCUUAAUUGGUUCUAUAUUUUUUAGAUAAUGUAGUAAAAUGAGAUAGUUUUGCUAACUUUGUUUUACAUAAUGAUAAGUAGGGGUAGGUAUGUCUGAAAUUGUAUUGUGAAUCGACCUUUUACUGGAGUCAUAAUUGAUUAAUUUAAUUUGCGCAAUUAUUUCCUUAAAAGGAAAUAAAUGGAAUGUAUUGUUAUUACUAAUAGCGUUUGUAAGCAUCGAUUGUAAGAGAAAAAUCCCUUAUUCGGACCUUUUUCGACAUUGUCCAUUUGUCCCUCUCAUUCAUACGUUGUUAAAAAGAGACCAAUGAGUUAUGUCGAGAAACGUUACCGUACUAACAGCAGCACAUUCAAAAUGCCUUGUGAGCUUUUCGUUUGUUAACCCUUCGACCGCCACGCCUAUCGUGUACGGUGCGUCAUCGUGCACCUUGUCAAAACGCAUGAAGAUUGAUAUUGGGAUGUAGUCGCGCGCAUCAAUUUGACGGUCAAAGGUUUAAAAAUUCAAGGUUUACAAUUGUAAACCACUUGAUCAUUAGAGUAUGUUGUUGUUAUAACCUGCAAUAAUAUCUUGUACAACGAAGGUCAUACAUUUUUGCGGGCUUCGUUGUGUCAGAUAAUACUGAAGGUAUUAGGGGGUCAGAUGUUAAGGGUCUCCCGACUAAACCGUUAAUGUUGUCCAGCUAAUGUAUUGUACCUAAUAAACACGGCAAUAACA
Cydia fagiglandana is the source of this 5432-nucleotide messenger RNA. RefSeq names its product ras-like protein 2 (gene Ras64B). The record is from RefSeq and is a predicted model, not a curated record. Gene Ontology annotation, biological process: Ras protein signal transduction. Gene Ontology annotation, molecular function: GTPase activity; GTP binding; GDP binding. Lineage: Eukaryota; Metazoa; Arthropoda; Insecta; Lepidoptera; Tortricidae. Bases 112 to 711 code for a protein of 199 amino acids. Gene Ontology annotation, cellular component: plasma membrane. The transcript has 4 exons.